Thalassophryne amazonica is the source of this 1969-nucleotide messenger RNA. RefSeq names its product purine-rich element binding protein Bb (gene purbb). Bases 67 to 978 code for a protein of 303 amino acids. The transcript has a single exon. The record is from RefSeq and is a predicted model, not a curated record. Gene Ontology annotation, biological process: regulation of transcription by RNA polymerase II. NCBI's taxonomy places the organism in Eukaryota, Metazoa, Chordata, Actinopteri, Batrachoidiformes, Batrachoididae. Gene Ontology annotation, cellular component: nucleus. Gene Ontology annotation, molecular function: RNA polymerase II transcription regulatory region sequence-specific DNA binding; purine-rich negative regulatory element binding; DNA-binding transcription factor activity, RNA polymerase II-specific.
CGAUAGCCGCGAGGGGGCGCUGGUGAGCGCACGCGGACAGCAGCGAGCGGCGGGAGCAGAAGCCGAAUGGUGGAGCUGAAGAUGGCGGAUGGCGACAGCGGGAGCGAGCGUGGCGCCAGCAGCGGGGGAGGAGGAGGUGCAGGCGGCUUCCAGCGGGACCAGGAGACCCAGGAGCUGGCGUCCAAGCGCCUCGACAUCCAGAACAAGCGUUUCUACCUGGACGUCAAACAGAACAGCAAAGGUCGCUUCAUUAAGAUAGCCGAGGUCGGGGCCGGCGGCUCCAAAAGCCGGCUGACCCUCUCGCUGUCCGUGGCCGCGGAGUUCCGGGACUACCUCGGGGACUUCAUUGAGCACUACGCCCAGCUGGGACCGAGCAGCCCGGAGCAGAUCGCCCAGGCCGCCGUGGGAGAGGAGGGUGGGCCGAGGAGAGCCCUGAAGAGCGAGUUUCUGGUCCGCGAGAACCGCAAGUACUACCUGGACUUAAAGGAGAACCAGCGCGGGAGGUUCCUGCGGAUCCGACAGACCGUCAACCGCGGGCCCGGCUUCGGAGCCGGCGGCCCGGGGGGCGGCAUGCUGUCCGGACAGACCAUAGCCCUUCCGGCCCAGGGCUUAAUCGAGUUCCGGGACGCGCUGGCCAAACUGAUCGACGACUACGGAGGAGACGACGAGGAGCUGAGCGGAGCAGGAGGCGGAGCCGCCGGAGGCUACGGUGAGCUGCCGGAGGGCACCUCCAUCACCGUGGACUCCAAACGCUUCUUCUUCGACGUGGGCGCCAACAAAUACGGCGUCUUCUUGCGCGUGAGCGAGGUGAAGCCCAGCUACCGGAACUCCAUCACGGUUCCCCUCAAAGCCUGGAGCAAGUUCGGAGGAGCGUUCUGCCGGUACGCCGAGGAGAUGAAGGAGAUCCACGAGCGGCACCGGGACAAACUGUACGAGAGGAGAGACGAGUCCGAGGGCGAGGAGGCGGAGGACGACUGAGGGCGAGACAGAGGCUUCGUCCGGCCGAAACACCACCAUCUAGAAAUGACAAAAAGCAGAAAUGACAGAUAAAAGUGCAUGACGAAUCGUGCUGUAAGAGUGACGUAAAAAAGAAGUACGUGUGAAGGGAUGUAUUGGUGUUUUAGUUCUGAGGUUUGAGGGUUUGAUUGUGUGAACAAAAAUGUGUAAAUGAGAUGUUUCUCAUUGGCUGACAAAAAAGAGUGUUAAGCUUUUAUUGUUUAAAAAAACAGAGAGAGAGAGAACCUUCAACCAGCAAAAUGGUUUUUACAGCUGGAAAGUUUUUGUAUUUGAAGCAGAUUCUAUUUAGAGAGGAAGUUUGCUCUUCUUGGAUCAGCAUCCAUUGGGUUUCAGAGGGCUGAUUGUGGGCCUCAUGUUCCACACUUUGUGUCGGUAUUUGGGUGCUGCAGUCUGACCAGUGUUUCAAAACGUCUGAAACAAAGGUUUGUGGUUAACAGUUUGAAACUUGGCUGUCUAAAGGCACAUGUAGUUAUUAGAACGUGCUACAGGGGCUAAUAGUAGGUGUCGCUUGACUGGUGGUUCAAAACAUCUGAAGCAAACAUGUUUUGUGUUAAAAGUUUGAAGUUUGGUUGUAUUAGCAGCCGGGCAGUUGUUAGAACGUGCCACAGCUUGUACUAUAAAGUCGGAUGCCCGGUGUUUGGAACCAGGAUCAGAUGUGGUUGAAACAGGUGAAACCAUCUGUUUUUGGAUUCUUGCAAGUGUCUCUUCCCAGUGAGAUUUUAGGGGGAGGGGGGCAGGAUGUCUUUUUUCUUUUUCUUUUUUUCCCCCCCUCUCUCUCUCUCUCUCUCUCUCUCUCUCAUGGGUCUUCAAGUAUUGAAGUGUGUACCAGCCACUGGAAAAUAAUGCAGUAAGGAAACUGCAACACCAAACAUGCAUGUCUGCUAUGUUUGGUUGCUGCUGGACAAGUCGCCCUGCUGCUGUUAGCAUUUAGCAUGACAAGCAGGCUGUUAAC